GCACAAGUCACGUUAAACUCUAGAAAAGUACGUUGGCCAUUUCGAAAAAUCGACAAACAAUCGACAAACAUCGACAUCGUGUUGAGAAUGGCACAAUCAGACGCUGCGAUGGACUUCGACGAGAUACUCAGCCAAAUUGGCGAGUUCGGGCGGUACCAGAGAGUGAACUAUUUGCUCAUCUGUCUGCCGGUGCUCUUUGCGGCCGCGAACAGUCUGUCGUAUGUAUUUACGGCCGGCACGCCGAAGUAUCGCUGCCGCAUCGAGGAAUGUGAGGUGAACAAACAGCCGUAUUACCAGACCGAUUGGCUGGACGUGGCCAUUCCGGGCACCAGAGACAAGCACGGCCAUUUCACGCCCAGAGACCCGUGUGUGCGCUUUGCGGCAAAUGCUAGCCUCCUCCAUCAGUGGGACACGUGCAACGCCUCAUGGUUUCUGCCCCAGCAGACGCAACGCUGCCAGCAGUUCGUCUACGACACUGGCGAGUACACCAUUGUCCAGGACUGGCAGCUGACGUGCAAGGAGAACGCCUGGAAGCUGGCCUUCGUCGGCACCACCCACUUCGCCGGGCUGGUGAUCGGCACAGCCCUCUUUGGCUAUCUAGCCGAUCGAUUCGGACGGAAGCUGAUCUUUCUCUUCUGCACCAUUUUUAUGGGCUUGACGGGCAUUGGCCAGGCCCUGGCCUGGGACUACUCCAGCUUCCUGGUCUUCGCCUUGCUUAAUGCAGUGGGCACAUCCGGUGUCUAUCCACUGGCCUUCAUCAUAGGCGUGGAAAUGGUGGGGCCACGCAAACGCGAAAUGACCUCCAUUGUGCUCAACUACUUCUAUGCGGUGGGCGAGGCGCUCCUGGGCCUCGCUGCCUGGUUGUUGUCCAAUUGGCAGGUUCUGCAGUACGCGCUCUCUGUGCCGCCGCUGUUCUUCGUCGUUUACUUCUGGCUGGUGCCGGAGUCGGUGCGCUGGCUGCUGGCGCGCAACGAGCACGUCAAAGCGGGCAACAUCAUAAGACGGGCGGCGCACGUUAAUCAGCGCGAGCUCUCCCUGGAGCUGAUGGCCAGCUUGAAGCAGCAGCAGCUUGAUGCCACGGACAGCAGCUCCGAUAAGCACGAGCGAUUGCAGAAGCAGCAAAAGCAACGCGAGAUCUGGCCAUCCGUGAAGCAGGUGUUUAGCUCCAGAAAGCUGGUUGGACGCUACGUUAUCCUGCUGUUCAUAUGGGCUGUCAACGCUAUUGUCUUCUAUGGACUCUCGCUGAACUCGACCAACCUCAGUGGCAACAAAUAUUUGAAUUUCGCACUGGUCUGCCUGAUCGAGAUACCCGGCUAUAGCUUGGCAUGGUUGUGCCUACGUAAACUCGGACGUCGUCUGGCUUUGUCCGGCUCGCUGCUGCUCUGCGCCGUCACGUGCGCAGCUAGCGGUUAUCUGACGACGGGUGCCAAUUGGCUGAUCGUAACGCUCUUUCUGACGGGCAAACUGGGCAUUACCUCGUCGUUUGCCGUCAUUUACACGUAUACGGCGGAAAUGAUGCCUACGGUCAUACGCAGCGGGGGAGUGGGCGUAAUGUCCACAUUUGCACGUUUCGGUGCCAUGCUGGCGCCCUUUGUGCCCUUGUUGGGAAGCUACUACGAGCCGUUGCCUUUGCUAUUAUUCGGGGCAAUUUCAAUGGCCGCAGGUCUUUUAUCGUUUCUGCUGCCAGAAACCUUUCACAAGAAGCUGCCCGACACGGUUGGCGAGGCUAUUGCCUUGGGCAGCAGUCGAUCCGCUCUGAACCCAAGCGACAAUUGCACAUCCUCCCACGGACAACAGCAUGAGUCUAUAAUUGGAUGAGGCGUAUCCUGGAGAGAAUACUUUCUCAUUUAGUACAAAGCACUAGCAGAAGCAUUAGACUUGUUUGUAGUUUUUAUGUAGCAUCUGAAUUUGUACUU
Molecule: messenger RNA, 1916 nt
Organism: Drosophila arizonae
Lineage: Eukaryota; Metazoa; Arthropoda; Insecta; Diptera; Drosophilidae
Product: organic cation transporter protein
Biological process (GO): transmembrane transport
Molecular function (GO): transmembrane transporter activity
Source: RefSeq, a predicted model, not a curated record